AUGGCUGCGGACGGACCGAAACCCGGCUUCCUGGGAAACAUCAACCAGGAUCAGGAAGCCAAGCUACAGAAACUAUGGUCGGUGCUGCUAAAGGCCGCCGAGGCGCCGUCGGGCGACGAGCCGUCUAACGGCUCAGUUCAAGAGCCCACCAGCCCAACCCAGCCGCAACGACGACACUCCUUGCUCGGUCGCACCCAGAGCAAUGUCUCCGAGAAGACCACAGCCAGCGUGGCGAGGUCUCCCUACCAGCAAAAGGUCAUGGCUUACCUCAAAGAGAUCGGCAUCGGCGCACAUGAGACCAAAAUGGUCCAGAAGGCACUCUCGGAGAUUGCCCCACUGGAGCUGCGUAACGGCGUCUUGAACUUGCUGAAGCAUGACAACCCUGACGCGAUGCUGCUCCGAUUCCUACGCGCCCGCAAGUGGGACCUUCCAAAGGCUUUUGCCAUGAUGAUGGAAGCCAUCGUCUGGCGGGUCAAGGAGAUGCAUGUGGAUGACGACGUCAUGGCCAAGGGCGAAUUGCAUGCGCUGCAGCAAGAGCGAAAUACUGCGAACGUGGUCGACAAGAAGGCGGGCAAAGACUUUUUGGCCCAGAUGCGCAUGGGCAAAGCUUACGUGCAUGGAACGGACAAGCUUGGUCGACCGAUUGUGGUGAUCAAAGUUCGCUUGCACAAGCCCGGCGCGCAGAGUGAAGAGACUUUGGAGAGAUACAUUGUGCAUGUCAUUGAGUCUGUUCGACUGACUCUGUUCCCCCCGGUCGAGACGGCCUGUGUUGUAUUUGACAUGACAGGGUUCGGGCUCUCCAAUAUGGAAUAUCCGCCCGUCAAGUUCAUCCUGAAGUGCUUCGAAGCCAACUAUCCCGAAUCACUGGGUGUACUGCUCAUCCACAAUGCUCCAUGGGUGUUCUCAGGAAUUUGGAGAAUUAUUCGAGGAUGGAUGGACCCUGACAUUGCAGCCAAGGUGAAUUUCACAAAUAACACGAACGAUCUUGCAAAAUUUAUUGCCGGUGAUCAGCUUGUCGAGGAGCUUGGUGGAACUGAAAAGUGGAAGUACGAAUAUAUCGAGCCCAAGGAGAAUGAGAACCAGAAGAUGGAGGAUACCACCACCAGAGAUGCACUCACCCGUGAGCGUCAACAAAUUGGCGAAGAGUUCCUCACAUCUACUUCGGAGUGGAUUGAAGCAGCCAAGUCAAAAGACAAAACCAAGAUCCAAGCUGCAGAGAGUCAACGAGCAUACCUGGCAGAGCGAUUGAGAGUCAAUCACUGGAAGCUUGACCCCUAUACCCGAGCUCGCCUGUGCCUGGACAGAGAGCGCGUCAUCCAAGAGGGAGGGCAGAUUGAUUUCUAUCCCAAGGAAGAGGAGAUCGUCGAGACGAAGCCCGUGGAAGUCAAAAAGACAUCAGAGGUCGAGCACCUGGAAAGUGUGAAUGGUAGCGCGACACGGGCAACUGUGGCAUAG
Messenger RNA from Penicillium daleae, 1455 nucleotides. Its product is annotated as CRAL-TRIO domain-containing protein. Bases 1 to 1455 code for a protein of 484 amino acids. The record is from RefSeq and is a predicted model, not a curated record. Lineage: Eukaryota; Fungi; Ascomycota; Eurotiomycetes; Eurotiales; Aspergillaceae. The transcript has 4 exons.